Messenger RNA from Chaetomium fimeti, 1248 nucleotides. RefSeq lists its product as uncharacterized. Bases 1 to 1248 code for a protein of 415 amino acids. NCBI's taxonomy places the organism in Eukaryota, Fungi, Ascomycota, Sordariomycetes, Sordariales, Chaetomiaceae. Gene Ontology annotation, biological process: polyketide metabolic process. The transcript is spliced from 3 exons. The record is from RefSeq and is a predicted model, not a curated record.
AUGGACGCCAACGCACCCACGGCUCAGAGGCCUUCGGCGCCGUGUGUCCAAGCCACGCCGGAAAUCUCGAUCCAACCCCCGCUCUCCCGGCGGGGAAAUGGUCCGGGCUUGGUGAUAAUUGUUCCACGGGAUCUCGAUUUGAGCCGGCAUGAGAAGACGCUAGAUCCCCCGCCGCAGCAAAAGUGGGCUGAGGAGGGAUACGCCGUUGCCCAGAUUCUCGACGACGGCAGGUUCAGCAUUGCUGACCAGCUCCGCCUCGCAAUUGCAAAGCUAGAGGAACUACCGGAGUGCUCGGGCGACAAGAUCGGCUUGGUUGUGAUACCUGAUGAGAACACGACUGGUCAUGCUCCCCUCCUCGACGCUAUCGAGGCUCACCCCAAGAUAGUGGGUGCGGUCUUCUACGGGAGUUAUCGCGGGGGCGGGCUCCCCGUUCCAGUGCUCGCGCACUUGCCACCCAGCAGCACCGACGCAGCUCGCGAUGCGGGGAGAAGGGCCGAGGGAUUGAGCGUCCACACCUACCCAGCAGCUGCCGGGCGUUUCUUCGUCGUUCCAGCGCACGCGGAUUACCGCUCUAGCGCCGCGGCGGUCGCACACACGCGGUCGCUGUCGUUUCUAAAGCCGCUGAUAGGGGGUCCCUACUUUGACCUCGAGGCCAUCUGGGAGGAGCACACGCGCUACGAGUUCGGCGAGCGCAGCGUCGAAGAGACAAUGGCCACAAUGGUCGAAGAGCCCUACGUCAACCAUGUGCCCACCCUGACAGGCGGGGUCGGAAGGGCAAACCUGACGGCAUUCUACCGGGACCACUUCAUCUUCAGCAACCCGGACGAUACGGCGCUAGAGCUGGUUAGCCGUACGGUGGGGAUAGAUCGGGUCGUUGACGAGUUUCUCUUCAACUGCACACACGACCGAGUCAUCGACUGGCUGAUCCCAGGUGUGCCCCCAACAUUCAAGCCGCUGAGCAUACCGUUCACAAGCAUCGUCAACAUCCGUGGCGACCGCCUCUAUCACGAGCACAUCGCCUGGGACCAGGGAACCGUGCUCCGGCAGUUGGGUCUGCUCCCAGAAUAUCUGCCCUUUCCGCACCCACUUCCGAGCGACACGGAGCGGGGGGUCGAGAAGCAGGUCGAAUACCGGGUACCUGUUGCGGGCGGGGUAACCGCACAGAAGCUGGUUGACGAAAAUGCGCUGUUAUCCAACGAAAUGAUCGCGUUCGAGACUCGGGAAGUGCCAGGAAAGAGCGAGUCUUGA